GAAGCUGAAGGAAUGAGAUGGGCUUUCAGAAAGAAUACCUGGAUCUUAUCUUGGUCCCAAGUGGAUUACUGAUCAUGUUUGGUUACCAUCUCUUCCUGCUCUACAGAAUCCUAAGAUAUCCUGAGACCACAGUCAUUGGCUAUGAGAACCACAACAGAAUAGCUUGGGUCGAGAGAAUGAUGCAGGUCGAAUCGAGUGACCUUGGCCUAGCUCUGUCAGUGAUCUCAAGCAACACAUCGGCGGCAACCUUCCUUUGCUCCGUCUCCAUCGGUCUGAGCUCCCUGAUCGGCGCCUGGGUUGGAAGCUCUUCACAUAACCUCUUCGCCAACAGCCUGAUCUAUGGAGAUACAAGCGAAUCUACAAUGUCCAUCAAAUACAUCAGCAUCCUCUCAUUUUUCCUGGUUGCUUUUACAGCCUUCGUUCAAGCUGCAAGAUACUUUGUCCACACUACCUUCCUGAUAACCAUGCCGUAUACCGACAUGCCGGUGAAGUAUGUGCAGAUGGCGGUGACAAGGGGAAGUUAUUAUUGGUCAGUUGGACUCCGGGCGCUCUACUUUGCCGUUACUUUACUGCUAUGGAUUUUCGGUCCAAUCCCAAUGUUUGCUACAUCGGUGAUUAUGGUGAUGCUGCUGCAUAUUGUUGACAGCAACUCGCAUCCAUUGCACCAGUACAAGAAGCUUCCCUUGGGCCGGGGCCGGGGCCGGAUAAUGAAGGUGGGUCAGGAAAUGGCCAACGUCGUCAGGGCCGUCGGUGAGGAAAUGGCCGCCGUGGGUGAGGGAAUGACCGCCGCUGUUAGAGGCAUCGAGCAGAAUGGCAGGCAAGAGCAGAUCGGAUACACGACCUCAACCUAAUUGGAAAAGUAACGAUGUUUGCUUUACGAUGAAAGAUGAAUUGUGUUUAUUUUACUUAGCACGAAAUUGUAAAGGACGGAGAGAUUGGGUAGCAAAUUUCCGAGUUGAU
This is a messenger RNA of Nelumbo nucifera (sacred lotus), 960 nucleotides long. RefSeq lists its product as uncharacterized. NCBI's taxonomy places the organism in Eukaryota, Viridiplantae, Streptophyta, Magnoliopsida, Proteales, Nelumbonaceae. The record is from RefSeq and is a predicted model, not a curated record.